GUAUUCUUGAAAUAACUGCCGUUGAUGUUGGAAUCGUUGCCAUCAAGGGCUUAUUCUCUGGCAGAUACCUGGCCAUGAACAAAAGGGGCAGACUUUAUGCAUCAGAAAAUUAUAAUGCAGAGUGUGAGUUUGUGGAGAGGAUCCAUGAAUUGGGUUAUAACACCUACGCGUCCCGUCUCUACCGGACUGUACCUAACAGAGCCGGCACCAAGCGCAAAGCCAGUGCAGAGAGACUCUGGUAUGUGUCAAUCAAUGGGAAAGGACGACCCAGAAGGGGCUUUAAAACUCGCCGGACACAGAAAUCGUCUCUCUUUCUGCCCAGAGUAUUGGAUAACAAAGACCAUGAAAUGGUCCGACUCUUCCACACAAACGUGAAAUAUCGAGAGAGUCUCCUGAAGACCCCAAGCAAGAAUCAGCGAAGAAGGAGAGGACGCUGA
This is a messenger RNA of Phaethon lepturus (White-tailed tropicbird), 437 nucleotides long. RefSeq names its product fibroblast growth factor 3 (gene FGF3). The record is from RefSeq and is a predicted model, not a curated record. The annotation marks the transcript as partial. The transcript is spliced from 2 exons. Gene Ontology annotation, biological process: fibroblast growth factor receptor signaling pathway; animal organ morphogenesis; positive regulation of protein phosphorylation. NCBI's taxonomy places the organism in Eukaryota, Metazoa, Chordata, Aves, Phaethontiformes, Phaethontidae. Gene Ontology annotation, molecular function: fibroblast growth factor receptor binding; growth factor activity. Gene Ontology annotation, cellular component: cytoplasm.